AUGACUUGUUGCAGAGAUCCGGCAUAUCAGUGCGAAAAUAACAGAAAUUCUCGUCUCAACUGUACUGGAAUAGCUGAAGCUGGUGGCUGUAUUACUGAAGUACCAUGGAUUGCAUUAAUGUUACAACAGGAAUGCCCACAUUCGUGUGGUUUAUGCGAAAUUUCAUCCUGCGUUGAUGAGAAUGAACUAUGUCCUUUGUUGUCAGAAAUAUGUAACCACAAAAGUUGGUUUCAGUUUAUGGAAGAAAUGUGCCCAAGAACGUGUAACAGUUGCAAAAAAAACAGGAGAACCACUACUUCACUGACAGGUGAUUAUCCUUUGCAGUAA
Messenger RNA from Enterobius vermicularis (human pinworm), 327 nucleotides. Lineage: Eukaryota; Metazoa; Nematoda; Chromadorea; Rhabditida; Oxyuridae. The record is from the annotation of a GenBank genome assembly.